AUGGUAGCGCGCCGCGUUGGGAGCGGUUAUUCGCGAUGGGACAUGCCUGGCACGGUCGCCUUGAGAGAGAUCCGGAAAUACCAGCGCUCGACGGAGCUGCUGAUCCGCAAGCUGCCCUUUGCCCGCCUCGUGCGCGAAAUCACCCAGACGUGCGCCUCUCAUCCCCUCGCUCGCACCCUCCCGCGGCGCCGCCCCGACCCCUCUGCCGGGUGGUGCCCUAACGCCUGA
Molecule: messenger RNA, 228 nt
Organism: Emiliania huxleyi CCMP1516
Lineage: Eukaryota; Haptophyta; Isochrysidales; Noelaerhabdaceae
Exons: 2
Coding region: 1-228 (75 amino acids)
Cellular component (GO): nucleosome
Molecular function (GO): DNA binding; protein heterodimerization activity; structural constituent of chromatin
Source: RefSeq, a predicted model, not a curated record